This is a messenger RNA of Hirsutella rhossiliensis, 2925 nucleotides long. Its product is annotated as type III restriction enzyme, res subunit domain-containing protein. The transcript has 4 exons. Gene Ontology annotation, molecular function: chromatin binding; DNA binding; ATP-dependent chromatin remodeler activity. The record is from RefSeq and is a predicted model, not a curated record. NCBI's taxonomy places the organism in Eukaryota, Fungi, Ascomycota, Sordariomycetes, Hypocreales, Ophiocordycipitaceae. The coding region runs from base 1 to 2925 and encodes 974 amino acids. Gene Ontology annotation, cellular component: nucleus.
AUGGCCUAUGGUUCGUCGUCCCCUUUGCCGUCGCCGCGGCAUUUGAGCUCUGUGCCCCGAACGCCUUCUUCCCGCGCACGAGCAUCGAUACCGGCCCGCGACGGCGACGAGCUUGCGGGCGACACGAUUCCCUGUUCGCCCACGGCCUUUUGGCGGGGCCCCGAUUCCACGCAACCGACCCAGAUUCUCUCCCGCCCAACCCUUCACUAUCCACCAGAGCCAUCCUCGCCCGCCACCGUCGUCGAGGUGCCCGCCUCGUCUCCAUUUCAGCGCAAGGAAGCGCCGCGGCUCGGCUUGCGGCUCGCUCCAGCGGGCACCGUUUUUCGACCGCCGGUCGCCGCCAUGGCUCCCAAGCGUCCGCCUACCGAGCCCAUCAAUCUCAUAUCCGACGAUGAGGACGGUCUGGCGCCCUCCAGAGCAGAUAUCCGCCCCACCACGUUCAAGGCACAGAUGGCCGCUUUUGCCUACAACCCCGCCACCGAGGAGCGGGAAACCAAGAAAAAAUUGAGACAGGUGUACGACGCUCUGGGCGGUACAUAUCCGCCUGAGCAAGUUAGAAAAGCGCUCAAGGCGUGCGAUAACGACCUCGAUGACGCCAUCACCUGGCUGGAAAGAGAGCCGCCGAGCCAGGGCAGGCGUGCACAGCAGCAGCAGCCGCCUGCGGAACCUCGAGGCCGUAGGCUGGUCUCCAAGGGCACAUUAAAGAGAUCGGCAAAUAAUUCUAGUUCCUUACCGCCCGAGCCACCUGCCACCGCUAUUUCGGGCCCGCCGAAGCAGCCGCGACGUCGUCUGGUCCAGGGCUUGCGGAAUCGGAGCGACUCGUCAUCUCAGAGGGAGGACGCCUAUCAGGCUGAAAACUCGCCCGAGCCCAAGGAAAAUGACGACGACCGAGCCUUGGCCUGCAUCAACACUAGCAGGCUGCAAGAGCUAGCGGCCAUGACCGGCAUGAAGGAGAACCUGCUCGAGCCGCUGAUCGCCAGACGGCCUUUCAGCGACCUGGCUCAGGCGAGACGCGUCACCUCGGACAAGAAGCCCGGAUCCCGCAAGGCCGCCAAGAUCAGCAUCGGCGACUCUGUCGUGGAUGCCGUUCAGGUGUUCCUCAACGCCGUCUCCGCCAUCGACAACGUCGUCGCUCAGUGCGAGCUGAAGGCGCGGACAGUCAAGAGCGUCGUGGACACAUGGGACAUUGACUCCUUUGGGCACGAUAAGAGAAGCGGGCGGGCGACGCCGGAUAAGGACAUGCCGCCGACUCCAACGAGUAUCGUGAGCUCGAGGUACACGCGUCCUCUGGUACCACAGCAACCAACCCUCAUGGACGGGCACUGCGAGAUGAAGCCCUUUCAACUGUUUGGCUUAAAUUGGAUGUCUUUGCUGUACAACUAUGACAUUGGCUGCAUCCUGGCCGACGAGAUGGGCCUGGGGAAGACGUGCCAAGUCAUUUCCUUCAUCUGCCAUCUGGUCGAGGAGCACGAGCGGCAGGGCCGCGGCAAACGGCCAUGGCCCAACCUGAUUGUUGUUCCACCCAGCACCUACAAUAACUGGCUGAUCGAGUUUGAGAGAUUUGCCCCAGACCUGUCUGUCAUUGGCUAUCGAGGCACGCAGUCGGAGCGGGCCGAGAUCGCGUGGGAGAUUGACCAGGAGCCCGAUGCCUACCAUGUGGUCCUGGCCACGUAUUCUCAAAUCAACUCGGAUCAAGACGUUGAGGCAAUGCAGGCACUUCGCCUGAACGCGGCCAUAUACGACGAGGGGCACAAGAUGAAGAACCCCGAAACCAAGCUGUACAAGGACCUCCGGCAGAUUCCGGCAACAUGGAAGAUGCUGCUGACAGGCACGCCUGUGCAGAACAACCUCCUGGAGAUGACGUCCCUUCUCAGUUUCAUCAACCCCAGGAUAGACGUCUCGAAUGGGGCAUUCCUCUACAACGAACGGGUGAAGCGGGCUCGCACCAUCUUGGAGCCGUUUAUCCUGCAGCGGCGCAAGGACCAGGUCCUGUCGGACAUGCCGCGAAAAAUCAGCACGGUGGUUCAUUGCGAUAUGAGCGAGACGCAGCGGCCGGUGUACGACGAGUACGAGGAGACAUUCAGGCUGGAGCCGUCGCAGCGUGUCGGACGGACUGUCGGACGUCAAAACGACCAGAACAACGUGUGGAUGCAGCUCCGAAAGGCCGCUCUGCACCCGCUCCUCUUCCGACGCCAAUUUACGGAUAAAAAGGUCGAGGCCAUGGGCAGGAUUUUGAUGGACAAGGUCCCGCAGUCGGAGCUUCACCAACCGGACCUCAAGCACCUCAUCCAGGAGCUCAAGAACGCGUCCGACUUCGAGCUCCAUCUCUGGUGUCGCGAUUACCCGCGGCUCCUGAAGCAGUUUGACAUUCCGCCGUCGGCAGAACUUGACAGCGGAAAGGUCAAGAAGCUGCUGCAGCUGAUUGGUCAAUACCAGAAGAACGGAGACCGCGUUCUGGUGUUCAGCAAGUUCUCGCGGCUCAUUGAGCUCCUUCGGGAAGUGCUUGCUCGUCAGGACAUUGAACAUCGAGUCUUGAUGGGCAACACGAACGUCUCGGAGCGGCAGACGCUGAUUGACGAGUUCAACGGAAACCCCGAGAUUCCCGUCUUUCUGCUCACCACCGGGGCUGGCGGUACGGGCAUCAACCUUACCGCGGCGAACAAGGUCAUCAUCUUUGACCAGUCGGACAACCCGCAGGACGACAUCCAGGCGGAGAACCGGGCGCACCGUCUGGGCCAGCAGCGAGAAGUGGAGGUGGUGCGGCUCAUUUCCUCGCACACCGUCGAGGAGCUCCUCUACAAGGCGUGCCAGAAGAAGAUCGAGCUCGCCAACAAGGUGACCGGUGCGGUGGAAGAGCCGGAGGCGGAGGUGAAUAUGGAGAGGGAAGUGCGGAAGUUGAUGGAGCAGGAGAUGACGCCGCCGUAG